Parnassius apollo (apollo) is the source of this 657-nucleotide messenger RNA. NCBI's taxonomy places the organism in Eukaryota, Metazoa, Arthropoda, Insecta, Lepidoptera, Papilionidae. The record is from the annotation of a GenBank genome assembly.
AUGUGCAGCCUGGCUGCGCUGGCGCGUGGCUGCCGGCCAGCUGCCAAGCCCUGCUGCCUCUGCUGGUGUUGCUGCUGCUCUUGCUCUUGGGCUAAGUGCGUGGCGGAGCGCGGCUCUGAUCGUGGGCCCGGCAAGAAGCCGCGCCGGCCCGGCCCGCACGAGCCGCUGCUGGUCGACGGAGACGCGCCACCCACGUUGGAGGAAAUUCAGAGUUGGGGCCAGUCUUUUGAUCGCCUCAUGCGCAGUGCAGCCGGGCGCAAGGUGUUCCGCGACUUCCUGCGCGGCGAGUACUCCGAGGAGAAUAUUAUGUUCUGGCUGGCGUGCGAGGAGCUGAAGCGCGAGACCGACCCUGACGCGAUUGAGGAGAAGGCGCGAUUCAUCUACGAGGAUUAUAUCUCUAUUUUAUCUCCCAAGGAGGUGUCCCUGGACUCGCGGGUCCGCGAGACGGUGAACCGGAACAUGGUGGAGCCCACACCGCACACGUUCGACGAGGCGCAGCUGCAGAUCUACACGCUCAUGCACCGCGACUCGUACCCGCGCUUCGUCAACUCCCCGCUGUACAAGGCGCUCGCGCGGCUGUCCGCGGGCUCCCCGGCCGCCGCCGCCGCCGCCGCCGCCGCCGCUGCCGCCUCCCCGCCGGCCACUGACGCACAGUGA